AUGUGGAUCGACAUCCAACGGGCCCUUCGUCGCGCCAAGCUUCAGUUCUCCGGUGUCGGAACAACGUGCUUUCAACUCCACGUUCCCUCGUUUCGACCUCCAGCGACGACCAAGACCGUUCUCCGCCAGCUCAAGACUCAUAUGCGCACCAUGCACUACAACGCGUGGUGCGAGUUGCAGGAUCAAGGUCGCACGGUCGGUGCCCACGAAGGCCUGGGCAGUCGUUUUCUGUCCCGCGGAGGUGGGUUGUUGGAUUGCGAAUACCGUUUUGCCAUUGCCGCCCGUAUGAACCUGAUUGCGACCCGCGCUGUCCUGAAGCGCACCCAUGGCAACUCCAACUCUUCGUGUCGUCACUGCGGCCGUACCGAGACCGAGACGCUUCCCCAUGUCCUGCAGCAUUGCCCCCACAACGAAGCCUCGAUUCGCGCCCGUCACGACCUUUCCCUUCGCUGCAUUGCCGCGGCGAUCGCCAAAGCCAACCCGUCGUGCCGUCUCCUCGUCGAGCAGCCGUUGCCCGAAUUCACUGACGCCCUUCUCAAGCCCGACAUCAUCCUCGUGGACGACGCCAACAAGACUGCUGCGAUAUGCGACCUCGCUGUGAGUUUCGACGACGGCAACAUCGAAGGGAGCGGCCUCACGGGGUUCCAGACGCGCGCCGCCGAGAAGAUCGACAAGUAUGGUCGGCUCUCUCGUUUCCUGGGCUCCAAGGGCUACGACGUGUCGCCGUGUGCACUCAUCUUCGGGUCCCUCGGCUCGGUCUUGCCCGACAACCAAGCAGUCCUCACCUCCACCUUCAACCUCUCCCGUAGCGCCGCCACCAAACUCCAAACCCAACUCUCCUCCAACCACAUCCGACUCAGUCGACAAAUCUGGCGGCGGCACAGCAGCUCGCGGUCGGUGUUCCAGGGUCGGCCGGGUGGGCCUGCGAGAGCUGCGUAA
Molecule: messenger RNA, 939 nt
Organism: Aphanomyces invadans
Lineage: Eukaryota; Oomycota; Saprolegniomycetes; Saprolegniales; Verrucalvaceae
Exons: 1
Coding region: 1-939 (312 amino acids)
Source: RefSeq, a predicted model, not a curated record